AUGUCCACCGAUUCAAAGUCAAAAUGGGAUCAAGCAGCUCCAGAAAAGCCUGCCGAAAAGUCGCCACCACCCCCGGAAGGCACCGCGAAGAAACUAGACCCAGCAGAAGCAGCGGCACAGGCAGCUGCAAUUGCGGCCAAAAUCGCUGCCCAAUUUGCUGCAGGGGGCAUGGACGGAGGAAACGCUGAGCACCCAUUUGUGAAGGACAUUGAUAUCAACGAUGUUAGGAAUAGGUAUAUGUUGACCAAGGGCACCACCCAGCAACAGAUUAAAGAGGAAUCUGGAGGGGCUGUGGUGAGCACGAAAGGCGUGUGGUAUCCUGACAGAAGCAAGGCUACCGAGAAAGACCCUCCCUUGUAUCUCCAUGUCACUGCCCCAACAGCAGAAGUCUUGCAGAAAGCCAUCGACAAGAUUAAUGAACUGAUGACAGUUGACUUGGGAUCUCUGGUCGAAGACAAGAGAAGGGAGAAGGUAAUGGCUAAGUUCCUAUCUUCUAAUCAUCCUGCGCCUUGGUGGCGGAAAUGGCCAGAAGAAAAACUACCAGUAGGUCUCGAGUCGAUCCGAAACUUCAACGUGAGAGCCAAAGUAGUUGGGCCAAGUGGCGUACAGCUCACGGACCUCCAGGGCUCGUUCGUGAAAUACAUUCAACAAGAAACCGGGGCUCGUGUUCAGAUCAAGGGCGCUGGUUCUGGAUUUAUUGAUCAAGAGACAGGCAGAGAAGGCGAAGAACCGUUGUACAUUCAUAUAACAGGGCCAGACGAGGGCCAAGUUGGCCGCGCUAAAGUUCUAGCCGAAGAUCUCUUGCUCGUUGUCCGCUCCGAACACGCCAAGCAACUUGCUCGCAUCCAGCAGGAGCAAGCCGAGCUGCACGCUGUUCAGAUGCAAUAUGCCGCAUACAGCAUGGGAUAUCCUGGCGUUGCAGCGCAGGUGCCAGGGGCUUCCCCGGGAGGUGCGCCCCCGCCCCCAGGCGACCAGCCUCCUCCACCCCCAGGCGGAGGUCCGACCCAAUCUCAAUUUGACAGUGCACCAGCUGCUCCUGGUGCAGGCCAGGACCCGACUGCUGCAUACACUGCAUACUGGUGCGUAACUCUUCUUCCAAAUAUCGACUCACCAUUUUGCAUUCGAUUGGGAAGUACUACUGGUGAUUUGAUACUGACUGAUUGCACCCCCAUUAAUCUCGCACGUCCUCCUCGUGAUCUUCCUACCUCUUCAUGCAUUCGCGCGUAUCGCUCAAUAGGGCUGCGUACGGAUACGACGUCAAUUCGCCUCAGUUUAAGGAGUGGAUGGCCCAGCAGUACCAACAAUAUUACGCCCAAGCAGGUGCCACUCAACCAACAGCCGCUUCAUCAGCGCCUCCUCCACCCCCGACCCAAGCACCUCCCCCUCCAGGACCCCCACCUUCAUAACGAAUGUCGCCCUGCACGAACACUCCAAAUCAAUUGGGAAUCGUUUUCAUUAUUUUCUGCUCUCUUGUCGUUGCUGAUCUAUCUUGAAUCCAUGGCCACCGACCCCGAUAUUUCAGUGAAGCACGUGAAACGCGAAUCGCAGUGUAUUCAUCAGACUCUUUCUACUCCGGAUCCCAAUGUUGGUGGAAGCCACUCAUCCAUCUGGAAUUGGGAUGGAUACAUUGUGCUGUCAAGGUGCCUGUACUAG
This is a messenger RNA of Coprinopsis cinerea okayama7#130, 1653 nucleotides long. RefSeq lists its product as hypothetical. The record is from RefSeq and is a predicted model, not a curated record. The coding region runs from base 1 to 1653 and encodes 550 amino acids. The transcript has 7 exons. NCBI's taxonomy places the organism in Eukaryota, Fungi, Basidiomycota, Agaricomycetes, Agaricales, Psathyrellaceae. Gene Ontology annotation, cellular component: nucleus. Gene Ontology annotation, molecular function: RNA binding.